Trematomus bernacchii (emerald rockcod) is the source of this 4354-nucleotide messenger RNA. Its product is annotated as immunoglobulin-like domain-containing receptor 2. The record is from RefSeq and is a predicted model, not a curated record. Lineage: Eukaryota; Metazoa; Chordata; Actinopteri; Perciformes; Nototheniidae. Gene Ontology annotation, biological process: pancreas development. Gene Ontology annotation, cellular component: membrane.
CAGAAGUAUCGUCCGGGGAUGAGAAGAAAGAGAAAAGAGGACGACGUUCUUCAGAAGACUGAUAUAAUAUCCACCUGCAGGAUUUGGAAAAUGAUUUUGGUGCCGAAGUGCUGGAUUUUUAUCGUUUGUCUGACAGGUGUCCUCCCUCCCCUCUGCUCGGGGGUCAAUGUGUUUGUGCGAGACGAGAAGAGGUAUGCCGUGUUGUUCCAGUCGGUGGUUCUGCCAUGUCAGUACAACAGCGUGUCCACCCAGACCCCAGUGGUGCAGUGGGUCUUCAAGUCGUACUGUCGGGACCGCACCAGGGACUCCUUCAACUACCCCGACAGCCUGGGUGGAGGCCAGGGAGGAGGUGGGCUGACGAGUGGAGGCAGGGGGGUCGGCGGGGGGUACGAGACGGGGAUCACCGCGGGCUACCUGGACUGUGCUGAUAGCAGCCGGACGGUUCGUACUGUGGCCUCCAUCUCUGGUUCCUCCAUCACACUGUCGGAGUACUACAAGAACAGAGACAUCUCCAUCAUCAGCAAGGCCGACCUGCGCAUAGGGGAGGUCAAGUGGGGAGACAGUGGAGUUUACAUCUGUAAAGUGGUGAUAUCUGAUGAUUUAGAGGGACAGAACGAAGCCUCCGUGGAGCUGUUGGUUCUUGGUUUCUCAGCUGUGCCUGAAGAUCUCCUGCCAGAAUUUGAUUUGAAGAUUAUGCCAGAGUGGGUGUUUGUGUCGGCGGUGGCGCUGGGCAGUCUCCUCUUCCUGCUGUUGGUCGGGGUUUGUUGGUGUCAGUGUUGUCCUCACUCCUGCUGCUGCUACGUCAGCUGCUGGUGCUGCCCCGACACGUGCUGCUGCCCAAGACACCUAUAUGAGGCAGGUAAGGGUAUAAAGACGGGCACCUCCACCCCUCAGAUGCCUGCCUACCCUCCAUACUUUGUCACUGGUGUCCCGACGAUGGUCCCAAUCGCACCCCCUUCUCUGGUGGACAAGAUGUCCUCUGUCCCCCCUUCGGAUGGCAGCGUUCUUACAGCAAUUCCGAUGCAUGCUGUCGGGUUUCCCUACCGCGGGCCUUCACCUCAGGAUCAGGAAUCUCUCAGGGUGCUUCAGUAUGUAGAGAAACAAUUGGCUCACUUCCACCCUGCCAGGUCCAUCAGCCCCCAGUCCUGUGGCCUGUCUGAGCUGAGCUCCCUCCACGAGGGAGACAGCGGCUUCCGCCAAACAUACCGGAACGUCCAGAAGAAAGCUCUCCCCGCCAUCCCGGACCACGACCCUCAGCCUGAGCCCCAGCGCUACCGUGACAACCGCAGCCCAGAGCCGCCGCGUUACCGUGACAACCCCUCCUCACCCCAACGACAUCGUGAUGACCCCGACGCAGAGCCCCGGCGCUGCCAGGAAGAGUCUCUCCCCCCGCGGCGGUACAGCGACGACCCCCCCCCCUCACAGUCACGCAGGCCCGGCCGACAUCAACGGCAACAGGAUCAUAGCGAGGGAGACCACCACAACAGGUGGAACCCACGUUCAGAGCAUCUACACAGAAAGUCGUACCGUACUGCGGGACGGACCGGCUCUCUGGAUGAGCUGGAGGAGUUUGCUGCAGGUUACAAGCACAAAGAAGGAAGGGGGGAACAGAAAAGGGAAGACAGCCGAAGAGACAAUGAGAUGGAGCUUCAGGAGUUCAGUCGAUAUCCUUCUUAUCGUAACGGUCCACCGCAGCAUUAUCACAAUGAAGAAAAUGAGUUUGGAGACAACAGUGAUCCUGAAGAGAAUCACAGACGAAACAUAAGCCCACUCCAGUCGCCCAAGGAGAGGAGGGGCACCUGGGACAGCGAGCGUCCUGCCCCACCUCCUCCCAGAGUCAGUCCUCCAUCGACCUCUUCUCAAGAGAAGGACUACGAUAGCACGUUCCUAAACAGCCUGCUGGACCGUAAGGCUCAGCUGCGAGGGGUCAGCCAGGGGAAGGGUGGGGCCCGGGGGGAGGAGGAUUCAGACACACCCUCCAAAGGUAGCUCGAAAAAGAGCAGCGGGGACUCCAGUCGACACUGCAGCCGCUCGCCCAGUAACAGGCCUGAGGCAGAUUCACUGUCUCCUUGCUCAGACACAGAGAGAAGCAGGACUGAGAGGCCGUCCCCGCGCCCCCCGCCAUUGAACCCUCGCCCCUCUCAGUCUCCGGCUAACUCGCUGCCGGGCCACAGAGAGGAGCCCAGAGACAAGACCCGGAAAACGGGCACUCUUCUCAGCCGGGACUCCCUCAUCGUCUGACGGACUGAGAGCCACACAAGCUGAAUGCUCAGCACAGACUCUACGGGAGCUGCGUGUCAGCUGAUGGGAGACAGAAAUGAUUUGGAUUGCAUAAAAAAUGCAAAUGACAGUGAGGGAAAGCUGGAUCAGCACUGGUAAAUGAACGAAUGACACACUUUUACCAUGGAGACUGUCACUGGGGUUUCUGCCUGUGACGUCGCUGAAUGAUGAAGUCAUCCCCGUUCAGUUUGUGUCACCGGCUGCCUCAUAUACAUCUCAGCUGAGCUAACAUUGUACACAUGCAGGCCGGGGGUAUGACCUGGACUGUCCGUCCCUGCAGGACGCUGUUGGUCUCCUGCCGUCCCUUUAGAGAAGACUUGCUUUACGCUCCUGCACAAUGACUGCAUUCAUUUCCACUUGAUGAGCUAUCGCCUUUAAAUAAGCCCAGUUGUAGAAAAAGGGUUUAUGACAACAGCAUUAUUGUAAAGGACAUACUGCAGCUUCAGCUGAGUGACAACACACACUCUGUCAUUCACUAACAUGUUCAGGAACUACAGCAUCUAACUCAAUGUAUUUUAAUGUUAUGUUAACUAAAAGUGGAAGUUGUAACUAAUACCAAAGGCUUAUAUCCUGUGUAUCUACAGAGUAGCUCCGGAGACUAAUGUAAAAACCUCAAAGAAGCGUUUGAGUUUGUUCUAUUGAUGCUAAAGACCUUAUGGGAGUUGCUAAGCAACAAACAGCAGACAGACACAGUUAGCAUCUACCUGGUGAACACAGUGGAGAACUUAUCAGCUAAAGUGCCAGGUAUUUCUCAGAGUUAAAAGAGAGUGAAUAUUUAACUUAAAUUGAUGAGCUGGACACAAAUACUAGACCAAAUAUCUUAUCAUGUUGCUCUGUGUCUGCUGGAUGUGUACAUAGCAAAUCAACACUAAAUAAUUUGCCAUAACUACUUCAUAAUUGGAUGAUAUGCCAACGUACAGCUCCAUUUAUGGCCCCCAUGUGGCCAAAAUAUUAAUAAUGUUUCCUUUAUUUAACUAAUUUUGUCAUUCACAGGGUUUCCCUCAGAUUCUUUGAAACUCGUAUAAUGCAUUUAAUUCAUUCUGCAACAUAAGGCUUUAAUUGGUGGUAAAAUGCCCAACAUUGCAAUUUGAAAAGUAAAAAUACUUUAUUUUUAAAAUAAUUUACUGAAUGCCUUUCACGUUAACCUCUAGGUAGGACUAGGUAUUGUAGACUAGGCGCUUUGUGUUUAAUGCAGGAAAUGUUUUAAACACUACACAAUGGUAAUCAAGGCAGUGUUAUCCAACAUGCAGAGUUGUUGUUAAGUUGCUUUGACAUUUAACAACAAGUGGCAUUCAAAAAAUUCUUUAAUCUAUUUUGCCAUAAACUGUAGGAAUCAUGAAUGAAAAUUAGAUGGUUUAAUGUCACAAUGUAACAUUUACCAGCUAAACAUCCAUAACAUUUUUAUUUCUGUACAUUUGAAACAGGUCUGAAGAGGCCAAACAACGGGAGUGCCAGUCAUGACAGUCUUAAGUUCAUGACAUGAAGCACAGAGAUCACUAAAAAGUACUAAAUGAAUCCGGUUAUAGACUAAACCAGUACUAAACCUGCUGACUGAACCAGUACUACCCAGCAGUUGCCUGCAGGUUAUUAAAUUAAAUCAUUACUCAUGAGGCACCUUGUAUUAAAACUGGCUGAGUUUGCACAAAGUAGCUAUUUUUCCAAGGAACUAAAACCUGAUUAAAUGUUUUUUUGUAAACCUUAAAGGCAUUGCAGUCCCACCUGCCUUUUAAAAUAUGUUUGUACUACAGCAAAUUGGACAUACUUAUGUGUGCUGUGAUAUGGUUAAUGUAAUUUGAAAAUAAUAAUGUUUGUUUAAACUUUCCAGUGCGACUGUAUAUAUAACAUGAAGUGCCGCGGCUUGAUAAGUGUAAUUCAGCCUUUUCUUAUCAACAGACACACUCACAAGCAUGCAUGUACAAAACACACAGUAGCACACUGAUUUGAACUUAUGUUGUUCUAACAUUAGACCAAACAGUAUUUCUUUAUUUCUGUUUUCUACUGACUGGUACUGACUGCGUGUGUGUGUGUGUGUGUGUGUGUGUGUGUGUGUGUGUGUGUGUGUGUGUGUGUGUGU